Hypanus sabinus (Atlantic stingray) is the source of this 2821-nucleotide messenger RNA. Its product is annotated as transcription factor Sp2-like. Gene Ontology annotation, molecular function: RNA polymerase II cis-regulatory region sequence-specific DNA binding; DNA-binding transcription factor activity, RNA polymerase II-specific. The transcript is spliced from 3 exons. The coding region runs from base 426 to 992 and encodes 188 amino acids. Lineage: Eukaryota; Metazoa; Chordata; Chondrichthyes; Myliobatiformes; Dasyatidae. The record is from RefSeq and is a predicted model, not a curated record. Gene Ontology annotation, biological process: regulation of transcription by RNA polymerase II.
CACGUACACUGUGAAAAGGGAAAUGACACUGGGGGAGGGAGACAACACUAUUGAAUUGAAUUGAAUUCUACUUCUUCUUCACUUAUCACCUCCCAGCAUCUCCCUUCCACCACACACCUGGCUUCCCCUAUCACCUUCCAGCUUGUCCUCCCCUGCCCCCCAACCCUCACCUUCUUAUUCGAGUGUCUUCCCCCUUCCUUUCCAGUCCCGAUGAAGGAUCUUGGCCCAAAAAUUUCAACUGUUUUGAACUCGGCAAGCUAAACAUCUCAAAGGCAAAGUAAACUUAUUAUCAAUCUACCCUGGCGAUUCGUAAAUUAUUAAUUAUCUACCUGAUUAGGUCAUAAUUAGAAACUGGAGCCACUUAGCAGCGGGAAAGUAGAUGUCUGUAGUUCUUUCAGAGGGUUAGCACGGAGUAGACUGCCUGAAUGGCCUCUGGCGCGCUGCAGAGAUCUCUGAAGACCGGGUUUCUUUGUCAUCCUGCAGGGCAGCAGCAGCUGGGCAUCCAGGCGGGGGUGGUGUCGCCAGUCUCCGCCAACAACAUCACCAUCACCGGACUGAGCCCCAGCCAGCUGAGCCAGCUGCAGGUUGAGCCCGCUCUGCCGGCCGACGAGAUGGUGGGCCAGCCGGCGUCGCAGAGCAAGAAGAUGAAGCGGGUGGCCUGCACCUGUCCGAACUGCAAGGACGGCGACAAAAGAAGCGGCGAGGUUGGGAAGAAGAAGCACAUUUGCCACAUUCCAGGCUGCGAGAAGGUAUUCCGGAAAACGUCGCUGCUCCGGGCCCACGUCCGCCUACACACGGGGGAGCGCCCCUUCGUCUGCAGCUGGGUCUUCUGCGGAAAGAGGUUCACCCGCAGCGACGAGUUACAGAGGCACGCCCGGACCCACACAGGCGACAAGCGUUUCGAGUGCGGGCAGUGUCACAAGCGCUUCAUGAGGAGCGACCACCUGACCAAACACUACAAGACGCACCUCAACACCAAGAACUUGGUCUGAACCCCUUGUGGAACACUCGGGAGACGCGGUCUCCGUCGAACAACGGAAGUCGAAACCUUUUUGAAAAAAAAAUAAUGAUUUUUAUUUUGUUUCCGUUUCUUCGCAUUUUUAAAUGAAAGAGACAAAUAACGAAAGAGAGACUCUCACCCCCCCCAACCCCCGCCCCCCCACCCCCCCCCCCCCGUCGCCCCACUGGAGAGAGAGGGAGGGGACCGGGGCUGCUUUUCGUCCAUGCUCUCCCUGCGCCGGAGAAGCGGGGGAAAGUCACGUUACCGGUGAGAGGGGCGCAGGCACGGAGAGCGCAGUGGAGUGUGGGUGCCAGGGUGAAGGCGAAGCUGGAGAAAACGAGAAGGGGCGAGGUCCAGAAAAAGUCCAGUCUCUGUCUCGGUUGUUGUGUCCAUUCCUUGCUCUAUAACACAGUCAUAGUUUUUGCUGAUGUCUCUAACGAUAUGAUGCCUUAGAUUUUCAUUCACAAAUAAUGAGGGCUUUGUGUUACGAUUGAGCAGAGGCUUUCCAAUAGACACUUUGCUUUUUUUUAAAAAAAAUUGUUGACAAAAAAAAAAGUUUUCUUUUGUCCGAAUGUGAUUCUGCCGCAGGAUCAUGAAAUAAUAUCUGUCCAAAUGAUCAUCUUUGGACGAAAAAAAAUAUGAGGUGAAAGUUUAAAAAAAUGUUUUUUUUUAAUAUGUAUUGAUUUUUAAAUGAAAUAUGGGAUUAUAGUACCCUGUGAUGUUUAAUAGUGUGAAGACCGUAGCGCUCACAGUUGUUUACAGAGAAAUCUUGUUUGUAUUUUUUGAGCUGUGAUUGCAGGCAAAUCGGAUUUUAUUUUAGUAUAUGUUUUGGAUGUUAUAAGACGACUGGUAAUAAAUUUCUUAAUUGGUGAUAAAAGUCGUGGGUAGGAAUAGGGGUAAAUGUGGACGCCUCAGUCCGACCCCACAACAGCUUGGGUCUCCAAAUCAGACCACGAGACACAGGAGGAUAAUUAACCAGAACUUUUCCCGUCCACUCUAUCUGGGCCUUUCAAUAAUCGAUAGGUUUCAUUGAGAAUCCUCCCCACCCCCCCACACCCCCCCAUGCCCUUCUAAUAAACUCCAGUGAGUACAGGCCCAGAGCCGUCAAACGCUGCUGGUACAGUAACCCUUUCAUUCCUGGAGCCAUUCCCGCAAACCUCCUCUGAGACAAGGGGCCCAAAACCACUCACCUUAUCCCACAGUGAGACCUCACCAGUACCUUAUAAAACCUCAACCAUUACAACCUUGCUUUUAUAUUCUAGUCCCCUCGAAACGAAUGUUUAACAUUGCCUUCCUCACCGCCGACUCGAUCUGCAAAUUAGCCUGUAAGGAAUCCUGCACGGGGGGGGCUCCUUUGCCCCUCAUAUUCCGAACAUCUUUUCCCUGUUUCGAAAAUAGUCUUUGCCUUUCAACCUUUUUGCCAAAGUGCGCGACCCGUACACUUCCCUACGCAGUGUUCCAUCUGCUGUUUCUCUUGUCAAUUCUCCCAAAUCCAUCCAGGUCCUUCUGCAGCCUCCCUGCGUCCUUAACACUAUCUGUCCCUCCAACUGCCUUCAUGUCGUUCAUAAACUUGGCCGCGAAGCCAUUCAAUCCCUCGUCGACAUCGUUGAUAUAUAAUGUGAAAGGAAGCUGUCCCAACCCCGACCCCUGACGAGCUCCACCAGUCAAUGGCAGCCGACCAGGAAAGGCCCGCUUUACUCCCACUUUUUGUCUCCUGCCGGUCAGCCAGUCUUCUAUCUGUGCUGGUAUAUCUUCUGUAAUACCAAUGGGCUCUUGUUUAAGCAGCCUGCUGAAAAUCUGAAGUAAACAACAUCCGCUGGC